AUGGCAAAGCCACGGGCUCUGACUCAUCCUGUCCGCCAGCUCAUCAUUCUGAGCUUCAUCCCGAACCUUGUUCUUUCGGUAGUCAAUUCGGUGAUUUCAGGAAUGUGGCCGAUCGUGGGCUUGCCGAUUCUGGCCUUCUCUACUGCUAUCUGUGCCGGCUUGCUCCUCCGCUACCGCCGCCAAACAGAAGACACCCCAGAUUCAAUCAAGCUUCAGCGACAGGCUCGGUGCAUUUCUAUCACGAUCUUGGUAUUUGACGCCGCUUGCGCAGUUGGCAUACUGGCUAUUUUGGUUUUCACAUGGAGGAGUCUGGCUGGACGUGAGUCUGGUCAAGUCACCUUGACGACAUAUGCAACCAUCCAAUAUCUCUUCGCCUUCUUUAAUCAUAGCUAUCUCGCCGUCCUAAAUCUCGGCGACUUGAUUGGCCCCGGGCGUCCAGUGAGGAACACACAGCAGCAGAUGUGUCCCCAAUGCGAUCUACACCUUCAAGCCCCGGUGGCGAGUCUGAUUCCAGGAUUCAGCCAUUUCAGAAGUCAUCGGGAGUGCUACAGGCCUGUCACGGGCGAGACCGAGCGCUUCUUUGAUGCGCCCGACUUCGAUUACGACCUUGAUGCUGAUGACGAUGAGGAUGCUAGAGUUAUCGGACAGGGGUUAUUAGCACAAUGA
This is a messenger RNA of Clonostachys rhizophaga, 666 nucleotides long. Lineage: Eukaryota; Fungi; Ascomycota; Sordariomycetes; Hypocreales; Bionectriaceae. The record is from the annotation of a GenBank genome assembly.